This is a messenger RNA of Trichomonas vaginalis G3, 2016 nucleotides long. Its product is annotated as Ankyrin repeat family. The transcript has a single exon. Gene Ontology annotation, molecular function: protein binding. Lineage: Eukaryota; Parabasalia; Trichomonadida; Trichomonadidae. The record is from RefSeq and is a predicted model, not a curated record. Bases 1 to 2016 code for a protein of 671 amino acids.
AUGUCCGACCAAGACGCUCAUCCAAACAAAUACGGCGAAUUGCGAAGUAACUACAAAUACUAUAUCGAUAUAUACAAUGCGUUAUAUCAGUUAAAAACGGAAAAAGAGGAAGAAUUAAACUCGAUUUACAAAAUGAUCAAAACAGAAUUGAUUGAUUCAAAUAAAUAUCCUCCAGAAAGUAUGAUACGGGGCAUUUUAAAUCUUGUUCCGUAUAAUAAUCACUCUGCAAAGUCAUAUUUAUCUCUUGCCAAACUCAUAUCAGAUGAAUAUCAAAUCAAAGAGGUCAACGAAGUUGCAACUAUUUCAAACUUCUUAUUUUAUAAAGAAUAUGGAAUCAAAUUAAACAAAUCUGAUGACUUCGAAAAAGAUGAUCUUAAAAAUCUGGACAUUCAUACAGAGAAUACAAUAUACAAAGCAAUUAUGAAUAAUGACAAAGAAAAUUUCAUCAUAUUCACAGAACGAGAUGGAUUUGAUAAAGAUCAAAAACUUAAUAGCGAUUUAUACCCAUUUUCUUACGAAGGAUAUUCAUUUCUUGAAUUAUGUUGUUACCAUGGAGCAGUUGAUUGUUUCAAGUUAUUAAGAUCGAAAUUUAAAUCCGAAAUAACUGAUUUAUGUCUGGAAUUUUCAUUUUUAGGGGGAAAUCCGGAGAUCAUGAGUGAAUGUUUGAAAUAUCAAACACCAACUGAUGAAUGCAUGUUUUAUGCAAUUGUUUCUCACAACAUUGAUUUUGUUACAUUCUUGAUGAACGAAUACAAUAUAGAGAUCAAUUUAGAAUAUUGUGGACUUUGGGAUAAUCUUGAAUCCUUUUUAGUUAAUUUCGAUCAAACUAAUGAUAUAAACAAAUGCUUUGUUUAUUCAUCAAUUUUCAAUAUUCCAUCCCUUUUGGAAUACUUUCUUUCACAUGGUGCGAAUAUCGAUGAAAAAAAUAAAGACGGAGAAACAGCACUUCGUAGAGCAGCAUUGAAUAAUAGUAAAGAAGUCGCCGAAGUUCUCAUUUCACAUGGUGCGAAUAUCAAUGAAAAAGAUGAAGAUGGAAAAACCGCACUUCAUAUUGCAGCAUUGAAUAAUAGUAAAGAAGUCGCCGAAGUUCUCAUUUCACAUGGUGCGAAUAUCAAUGAAAAAGAUGAAGAUGGAGAAACUGCACUUCAUAUUGCAGCAUUGAAUAAUAGUAAAGAAGUCGCCGAAGUUCUCAUUUCACAUGGUGCGAAUAUCAAUGAAAAAGAUGAAGAUGGAAAAACCGCACUUCAUAUUGCAGCAUUGAAUAAUAGUAAAGAAGUCGCCGAAGUUUUCAUUUCACAUGGUGCGAAUAUCAAUGAAAAAGAUGAAGAUGGAGAAACCCCACUUCAUAUUGCAGCAUUGAAUAAUAGUAAAGAAGUCGCCGAAGUUCUCAUUUCACAUGGUGCGAAUAUCGAUGAAAAAAAUAAAGACGGAGAAACAGCACUUCGUAGAGCAGCAUUGCGUAAUAGUAAAGAAGUCGCCGAAGUUCUCAUUUCACAUGGUGCGAAUAUCAAUGAAAAAGAUGAAGAUGGAAAAACCGCACUUCAUAUUGCAGCAUUGAAUAAUAGUAAAGAAGUCGCCGAAGUUUUCAUUUCACAUGGUGCGAAUAUCAAUGAAAAAGAUGAAGAUGGAGAAACCCCACUUCAUAUUGCAGCAUUGAAUAAUAGUAAAGAAGUCGCCGAAGUUCUCAUUUCACAUGGUGCGAAUAUCGAUGAAAAAAAUAAAGACGGAGAAACAGCACUUCGUAGAGCAGCAUUGCGUAAUAGUAAAGAAGUCGCCGAAGUUCUCAUUUCACAUGGUGCGAAUAUCGAUGAAAAAGAUGAAGAUGGAAAAACCGCACUUCAUAUUGCAGCAUUGAAUAAUAGUAAAGAAGUCGCCGAAGUUCUCAUUUCACAUGGUGCGAAUAUCGAUGAAAAAGAUGAAGAUGGAGAAACUGCACUUCAUAUUGCAGUAAAUGAAAACAAUACAGAAAUUGCUGAAGUUCUCAUUUCACAUGGUGCAAAUAAUGUUCUUACAUAA